AUGUAUUGCGAUGGAGAGGCUGAGCUAUUUAUUUUCGACAAGACAUCUAUCAAAGAGUUUGGAGCAUAUGCGGCCGAAGGGUUCUGCGAUCCCUACACCCAGACAGUUUCGGUCGACCUAAAUGGUGUGCUAACAACUAUCACAAAUUUGUAUGGCAUUUGCGUGUUGCCAACGGAUCGUUGUGCUUGCCAAUCUCUAGCCAUCCAGCCUUCAAACAUCUUCCAAAACAUCCCAAGAGGCCAUCCUUACUACAGAAACGUGACCCUGAACACCAUAAAAUCCCCAAUCAUUUAUUUAUUUAUUUAUUUAUUACGCUCUCUCAGAGACGUGAUGAAAACCAAUUACAUAAAUAUAAAAACAACAAAAAACAGAAGACAAAUACAAAUAAUAGAAGAAAAAAAAAUUGGGAAAGGGGGGUGA
Messenger RNA from Caenorhabditis elegans, 420 nucleotides. RefSeq names its product Recep_L_domain domain-containing protein (gene Y82E9BR.9). The coding region runs from base 1 to 420 and encodes 139 amino acids. The transcript has 3 exons. Lineage: Eukaryota; Metazoa; Nematoda; Chromadorea; Rhabditida; Rhabditidae. The record is from RefSeq and is marked reviewed.